AUGUCUAAUUCUAAUACUAGUCCACAUAAGAAAUCGGGACAUUCACUAUUAGCUACAUUUGGUUUAAAGAAAAGGAAAAGUUCAAAAUCAAUAAAGAAAAACAAUGAUACUUCUUCUUCUUUGAAUAAAUCUCAUGAGAAUAAAAAUAUAUCUCAUAGGGCAGCAACUUUUUCCUCAAAACAUGAUGGGAAUACACAGGGUAUAUAUUCUGAUAUUCCAGUUUUAGGGUUUCAUAAUAAUAAUAAUAACAGUAAUGCUAAUGUUAUCACUACUCAAACAACAUCAAAUAAAAUGACAAGCCACCCACAAUUUAAGAUCCAUACCUCAUCACAUUCAAGGACUCAUAGCUAUAGUAGUGGGAUGAGUCUCUCCGAUAAGACUUCACAAAUUAAUGGGUUUUAUAAUCUACCUUUAAAUAUUGGACAAUCAUCUCAAAAUAAUCAAGGUAAUAACACCAAUUGGAAUACUGUCAAUUCAACAUCCAUUGUAGUAGGAAGUGUAACAAAUUCAAAUGUAAAUAUAAACGGUACCAAGGAUAAUAGCAGUUUAUUAAGUGCAACAAAUCAUAGUUUUAUGGCUUAUAGUCGAUACUCUAUAUCUGAACCUAAUUUGUCAUUAAAUUCAUUGGAAAAUUCACCUUCACAUAAACCACAAUUAUCAAAUGCUCAAGAAUUAUUAGAUGCUGUCUUUAGAAAAGAUAAUAAGAAUAAUAGUAGUAGUACGCAACAACAACAACAACAACAACAACAACAAAAUAACAUUAACAAUAGUAGUAGUAGUAAUAAUGAAAUUAAAAAUGCGACAUCAGGUAUACAUGAUCAAACUAUGAAUAAUGCAAAACAAUUAUUACAAACAUUUGAUAAUUUAUUACAAAAUAGUAAUGGCAAGCGUACAAAUUCGAAUAAUGCAAGUCAAACACCUAUCAUAACAGAACCGCAACCUACAAAACUUUCAACUGAUCAAAAUAAAAUAAAAUUUUUAGAUACAACUCCACAAAAGAAGGAUAUGGAUCCGGAUGCUACUUUAACGACAACAAUAUCACAGAGUCGUCCCUCAGCGGAUAUUAGGCGGAUAUCAUUGGACUCAGAACCUGAAAAAAAAAUGAAAAAAGCUACAGUUAAGAGUGGUACACCCAAUGGUAACAACGUUAUGAUGAAUGAAAAUAGUAAUAAUUCCGACUCUUGUAUUUUGGCAUCAAUGGCACCAAAGAGAUCUUUUACUCCGUUAAAUGUGAAGGAUAUACCAUCUAAUGCUUUAAAGUUAUCAAUAAACACAGCAAGAGCUGGAAGUUCUUUAGUUACCGGAUCAUUUAGUAGAACGAGAGGUAACUCGAUGUUUUCUGCAAGUCCUGUCUCAUCUAGGGUGACUACACAACAAGACCUGGAGUUAGAUAACGAAAGCCCCAAAAAACAAUUACAAGGUAUUACGUACGCUCCGGAAAGUAAAAACAAAGAGUUCCAUAAGUCGUUCAAGAAAGCACCUGAAGAUGAAAAACUGAUAUCUGUACAAAGUGCAGCUUUAUUUAAAGAUUUUAUGGUACAGGGAAAGAUAUAUAUCUGUGAUAAUAACAUUUAUUUUUAUUCAAAUAUUCUGGGAUAUAUUACAACAUACGUUAUUCCAUAUAAAGAUAUUAUUGGUAUAGAAAAAAAAAAUGUAGCAGGUAUAUUUCCAAAUGCUAUUGGUAUUGAUACCGAACAAACAAGGUAUGUGUUUGCAUCUUUGAUAUCUAGGGAAAGUACAUGGACUUUAACCAGAAAAAUAUGGCAUCAACGCAGAUGUAGGAGUAUGAAUCCAAGAGAUAGUAUUACAUCUUCAAAUCAACAGGGAUCCGAAUCAAAUGAGGAGUUUACUGCUGAUUCGGAGAUGGAUUUGGAUGGGGACGAGUUGCUAUCUGAUAUAUCGUCGGGAGAUUCUGAAAGUAUACUAGAGGAUGACAAAAACGGCGUUACGUCGACCCCCUCUUCAACUGUAUCUGAACCUAUUGAUGAAACUAAAAAAGGAAAAUCUGUAGAUGACGAGUCGAUCCCAACUUUAGGUUUGAGUAAACAUGAACCAACGACGACCUCUUUUACACCAGACUCUGCGGAUAAAAAAAUAUAUGAUUCCGUAAUCCCAGCUCCUUUAGGAAAAGUGAUAAAUAUUUUGUUUGGUGAAAAUGCCACUUAUUUGGAAACAAUUUUAAAACAACAAGGUAACUUUGAUCUAUCUGUAAUUCCAACCAAUCUAAUUUCAACAAAAAACCGUGACUAUUCUUACACAAAACCACUCACAGGGUCCAUUGGACCAAAGAAGACCAAAUGUUUAGUCAGUGAGAAAGUGGAUGUAUAUGACCUAGACGGAUUUGUACAGAUAACUCAGACUACAAAAAAUCCUGAUGUACCAUCUGGUAAUGCUUUUGUUUCUUGCACAACAUAUGUGCUCUCCUGGGAUAAAAAUAACAGUACAAGGAUGAGUGUUUAUGUCAGAGUGAUUUGGUCUGGUAAUAGUUGGAUUAAAGGUGCAAUUGAAAAUGGUACCGUUGACGGUGUUACGGUCGCCACUAAGAGUUUAGCAGACGAUAUAAUUAAAUUAGUUUCACCAAAAGAGAAGACAACAAAAAAGUCCAAAAAGGGUACAUCAUUGGCUGGAAAGAGUGUGUCAACACUCCCAAAUAUUGAACCAUAUACGCAUGUUGCAACCAAAGCUGACAUUAAAACUGAAUCUGGUGAUAAAGUUAUUAAAGAAAAUUAUUUAUUUGAUUGCUCAUUAGGUACAACUUUCCAAUUAAUUUUUGGUAAAGAUACCUCAUAUCUAAAACGCAUCCUUGCAAAACAAAACAAUAUCGACAUUUCAGUUAUUCCAAAAUUUGAAGAUAAGAAACGUACUUAUACCUAUGUAAAACUAUUAAACAACUCACUGGGUCCAAAACAAACUAAAUGUAAUAUUACUGAACAUAUUGAACAUAUGGAUAUGGAAAAAUAUAUCAUGGUUAGGCAAAUCUCGAAGACGCCAGAUGUUCCUUCAGGAAAUAGUUUUACAGUUCAGACUCGAUACUAUUUGAGUUGGGGUCCUGAUAAUACUACAAAUCUAGCUAUUAUCUCUAAUAUUGUAUGGAGUGGUAGAUCAUUUUUGAAAAGUGCAAUUGAGAAAGGAUCAAUAGAUGGUCAAAAGGCGACGGUUGAAAUAUUAAUUGAUGAAUUAACCCAAAUUAUUGAAAAGGCCAAAACAGGGCCAAAAGUUAGUAAGAAGAAGAAAACAAAGGGAAGAAAGGACAUUUCAAGAGCAUCUACAUUGUCAGAAAUAUUACAACCAGAAAAGGUAGAACCAUCGGGGGCUAUCAAUUUUAUCUCAAAGGCAUUUUCACCUUUAAUAGAUCCGUUGUUUAAUAAUUUUGACGUAACAUCUCCUCAAACAGUAGGCUCUCUUUUCAUUUCUUUCAUUUUGCUAAUAAGUCUCUUUAGAGCUAUAUUUGUCAACGAAAAGGACACUCAUAAAAUAUCUAUAUUGAGAGAAGGAAAACUAAUGAUAGAUCAAGAUAUUUACAAUUAUACCCCGGCCUUGGAUACUUUGUACAGACCAUAUAGAGAAGAUAUCGAAAAUCAUGCAUCUAGAGGUAAAAAUGCUUCAUCCAGAGAUAGAUAUCAAAAUAUUGUUGAUUCCACCGAAGAAGGUAUUUGGGAUUGGAUAAAGGACCGCGGAAACCCUAAAUCCGUAGGCCGUGUUGCACCUCAUUUUGAUAAGCCAGAAAUCAAGAAUCAUAACUUAGAGGAACUACAAGAAACCAUUAAAAUCGCCAAUAUUCAAUUGGAAGAAAUGAAGAAGAGAGUAAGUAUAUUACAAGAUACAGAUUAA
This is a messenger RNA of Maudiozyma barnettii, 3831 nucleotides long. RefSeq names its product Lam4p (gene LAM4). Gene Ontology annotation, cellular component: plasma membrane; cortical endoplasmic reticulum; endoplasmic reticulum membrane. The record is from RefSeq and is a predicted model, not a curated record. Lineage: Eukaryota; Fungi; Ascomycota; Saccharomycetes; Saccharomycetales; Saccharomycetaceae. Gene Ontology annotation, biological process: intracellular sterol transport. Bases 1 to 3831 code for a protein of 1276 amino acids. Gene Ontology annotation, molecular function: sterol binding; sterol transfer activity. The transcript has a single exon.